CACAGGCGCAGCCGCGCGGAGCGAGCAGGGGAGCGGACUGCGGGGGUGGCAGGGCGCGAUCGGGACGCGAUCGAGAGGUCCGGCGCGCUCGGCGGCCCGGCAGUGGGUCGGGGCUCCGCGGGAACCGAGCGGCGGAGCGCGGGCUCGAGCCGGCUGGCUCCGAGGGCGCCGCGUCAACAGCUGCGCUGGCGGGGCGGGGGCGGGGGGAAGUGCGCGUGCGCGGCCUGCGCGGACGGGGGAGCGGGUGUAGGGCUGCGGGAGCGCGCGUGCGCGCGGCCACCAGCCUGGGCGGCUGGUCCUGCCCGUGACGAGAGGCGGCGGCCGGUCCUGUCUGUGACAGCGGCGGCGGCUGCUCCAGACACCUGCGGCGGCGGCGGCGGCGGCGGCGACCCCGCGGCGGGCGCGGAGAUGUGGCCCCUGGUUGUGGCGCUGCUGCUGGGCUCGGCGUGCUGCGGUUCAGCUCAACUAAUAUUUAAUGUAACCAAAUCUGUAGAAUAUACAAUUUGCAAUAAGACUAUUAUCAUCCCAUGCUUUGUUAAUAAUGUGGAGGCAAAGAACAUUAAUGAAAUGUAUGUAAAGUGGAAACUUAAAGGAAAAGACAUUUUUACCUUUGAUGGAUAUAAACAGUUGUCCACUACCAGCAAUGAAUUUCCAAGUGCAGAAAUCUCACCGGCAGAAUUACUAAAGGGCAUUGCCUCUUUGAAGAUGGAUAAGAGUAAUGCCGUUGUAGGAAACUACACUUGUGAAGUAACAGAAUUAAGCAGAGAAGGCGAAACCAUCAUAGAACUAAAAUACCGUAUUGUUUCAUGGUUUUCUCCAAAUGAAAAUAUCCUCAUUGUUAUUUUCCCAAUUUUGGCUAUACUUCUGUCCUGGGGACAGUUUGGUAUUGUGACACUUAAAUAUAAAUCCAGUUACACGAAGGAGAAAACCAUUCCUUUAUUUGUUGCCGGCCUAGUGCUCACUGCAGUUGUCAUUGUUGGAGCCAUUCUUUUCAUCCCAGGUGAAUAUUCCAUAAAGAAUGCUUGUGGACUUGGUUUAAUUGUAAUUCCUACAGCGAUAUUAAUAUUACUUCAGUACUGUGUGUUUACGAUAGCUAUUGGGCUGUCCUCCUUCAUCAUUGCCAUACUGAUACUUCAGGUGCUAGGCUAUGGGCUCUCUGUGGUUGGACUAAGCCUCUGUGUCUCAGAGUGUACACCAGUGCAUGGCCCUCUUCUGAUUUCAGGUUUGGGUAUUACAGCUCUAGCAGAAUUACUUGGAUUAGUUUAUAUGAAAUUUGUUGCUUCCAAUCAGAAGAUUAUACAACCUCCUAGGAAAGCUGUAGAGGAACCCCUUAAUGCAUUUAAAGAAUCAAAAGGAAUGAUGAAUGAUGAGUAACUGACGUGAAGUGAUGGACUCUGAUUUGGAGAGUAGUAAGACAUGAAAGGAAUAUGCUUGUGUUUCAGCACCAUGGCCUUGAUUCGUGGUUCAUGAGAAGGAAACAAGUAACUGGUUUACAUCUUUGGGAGAAAAUAAAUCAUUGACCCUUAAGUGAUUGUUACGGUUAAGUUUUUAUUCAAAGCAUUUGUAAUUUAGUUAAUAAAAGAAUUAUGAUCUG
Molecule: messenger RNA, 1594 nt
Organism: Manis pentadactyla (Chinese pangolin)
Lineage: Eukaryota; Metazoa; Chordata; Mammalia; Pholidota; Manidae
Gene: CD47
Product: CD47 molecule
Exons: 11
Coding region: 409-1374 (321 amino acids)
Biological process (GO): positive regulation of inflammatory response; positive regulation of cell-cell adhesion; positive regulation of phagocytosis
Cellular component (GO): extracellular exosome; plasma membrane
Molecular function (GO): thrombospondin receptor activity
Source: RefSeq, a predicted model, not a curated record